AUGAAAAGGCUUAGUCUGGAGAAAACUGAGGUAUGGAUUACUCAAGUUAUCAAAAAUAUAUGUUAUCUCCAUAUGAUAUGUGUAUUUUUCUCUUUGGCGGGUAUCCUUCCCAAUGCUAUCGUUGGAGAUCUUGAUUCUAUUCACCCGGAUGUUCGAAAACACUACCAGGGCAUGGAAGUACCUAUUAUUGAGAACCCAGACCAAUAUUCAACGGAUUUUAUGAAAUGUCUUAGUUAUCUUGCAGAUAACUGCAGUGAUAUUGUCAAUACCACCUGCCAGCAUAGCGAUAAUGGUUCCGGCAGCCACUCUAAUAGUUCAUCCAAAGCUCUAGAUGUUGUCAUAUUUGGCGGAUUAGGUGGGCGUGUUGACCAAGGAUUUGCCCAAAUCCACCACCUAUUCUGUACUACUACAUCUGCUUCGGAACAGAUCAGACGGCCAAAUGGUGAAUUAUAUCUGAUCUCUGAGGAGAGCAUCUCCUUUUUCCUACGCCCGGGGAACAACGUAAUACAGACCUUUGGCGGCUCGUAUUUUGGGGAAGAGAAAGAAGCCGGCUCUGGGCUAAGUGGUCGUCAAACAAACAAUGCAGACCAGCAAGCUUAUUUCUCGGAAAAUAUAGGAAUUAUCCCCAUCGGAGGUCCGUCGAUAAUAUCCACACAGGGCCUCGAAUGGGAUGUGAGUGAUUGGAAAACGGAAUUCGGUGGUAAUUUAAGUACGAGCAACCAUAUCAGAGCAGACUUGGUUAAGGUCGAAACUUCGGCCCCAGUACUCUUUACCGUGGAGCUAGCGCCGAGCUUGAAACUAGAUGUAUCAAACUUUUCCAGAUGA
This is a messenger RNA of Trichophyton benhamiae CBS 112371, 825 nucleotides long. RefSeq names its product thiamine pyrophosphokinase Thi80, putative. NCBI's taxonomy places the organism in Eukaryota, Fungi, Ascomycota, Eurotiomycetes, Onygenales, Arthrodermataceae. Gene Ontology annotation, molecular function: thiamine diphosphokinase activity; ATP binding; thiamine binding. The coding region runs from base 1 to 825 and encodes 274 amino acids. The transcript has 2 exons. Gene Ontology annotation, biological process: thiamine diphosphate biosynthetic process; thiamine metabolic process. The record is from RefSeq and is a predicted model, not a curated record.